UUGAAGCAUAACCGACGGUCCAGAUUUCAAACAGCGGUCGUACAUGGGCCCAGCCCAGCCCAAGGGCCCGCAUCGCUCUCCUCUCCUCGACACGCCAGCGCCACUGUAACCACACGCUCGCGCGCGCGCAUGGCGGCGACCUCGCCGCCGACGAGGCCUACAGCCGCCGCGCUUAUCCCAGCCCCAUCUCCAGGACCCAACCGCGUUCGCGUGACCUUCUUCCGUCGCCGCCGCGCUACUCCUCGGUGGCAGCCCCAACGAUGCAGUCGCGGUGGCAAGGGUGUCGUCGAGGAGGAGGCCGAGCGGGAGCCAAGGCCCGAGAGGAGGGAGGAUGACGAAGAGGCGUCUGUGGCGGCGGGGCCUGCGGCUCUGGGGUGGUUCAGGCUCGACGGGGUUGCAGCAGACAUCCUGACCAUAGCCGCGCCCGCCGUGCUCGCUCUCGCCGCGGACCCCAUCACGGCUCUCGUCGACACCGCCUUCGUUGGCCAUAUUGGCUCGGCUGAACUUGCGGCUGUUGGUGCGUCCGUUUCUAUCUUCAAUUUGGUAUCCAAGCUGUUCAAUGUGCCAUUGCUUAAUGUCACGACAUCCUUUGUUGCUGAGCAGCAGGCGGUGGAUGCCGAUUAUAGUGGCACAGAAGAAAGAGACGGAUUUUCAACACCUCAAGAGAAGGCAAGUGAACAAAAGAAAAUUCUUCCGGCUGUGUCAACGUCCUUGGCUCUAGCUGCUGGUAUUGGAUUGUUGGAAAUGGUGGCACUGCUUGUUGGAUCUGGGACACUAAUGAACAUCAUUGGUAUACCCGUCGAUUCACCGAUGCGAGCACCGGCAGAACAAUUUCUUUCUUUAAGGGCAUAUGGUGCUCCACCAAUCAUAGUGGCACUUGCAGCUCAGGGUGCAUUUCGUGGAUUCUUGGAUACAAAGACACCGUUGUAUGCUGUGGGUGCUGGCAACCUAUUAAAUGCAAUCUUGGAUGCUGUCCUUAUUUUUCCACUUGGUCUAGGAGUAAGUGGCGCUGCAUUGGCCACGGUGACCUCUGAGUACUUGACAGCUUUCAUCCUCCUUUGGAAGCUGAAUAACGAAGUAGCGCUGUUCUCAUGGAAUAUCAUUGGUGAUGGAAUCAUCCGCUACCUGAAAUCUGGUGGACUGCUAAUUGGCAGAACAAUUGCAGUUUUCCUGACACUGACAUUAUCUACAUCCCUGGCUACAAGGGAAGGGCCUGUUCCAAUGGCUGGCUAUGAGAUAUGCUUGCAAGUGUGGUUAACGAUUUCUCUGCUCAAUGAUGCCCUAGCCCUUGCUGGUCAGGCUCUACUUGCUAGCGAAUAUGCGAAAGGGAACUAUGAGAAAGCCCGCAUAGUUUUAUACAGAGUCCUGCAGGUUGGAGGCAUGACUGGUGUUGCACUUGCUGCUACGUUAUUCGUUGGGUUUGAAUCUCUGUCCUUGCUGUUUACAGAUGAUCCAUCAGUUCUAGAUGUUGCCCGAUCUGGAGUUUGGUUUGUCACUAUUUCUCAGCCGAUAAAUGCUAUUGCAUUUGUGGCCGAUGGGCUCUACUACGGUGUUUCUGACUUCGCCUAUGCUGCAUAUUCUACGUUUUUUGCAGGGGCUGUCUCAUCAAUAUUCCUACUUGCCGCUGCUCCUAAGUUUGGUCUGGGUGGCAUCUGGGCUGGCCUUACUCUAUUUAUGAGUUUGCGAGCAAUUGCUGGGCUCUGGAGGUUCGGGAGCAAACGUGGACCUUGGGAAAUAAUCAUGUCCAAGACCGAGUAAAGGACAUACAUAUAACCAUGUAUAUUCAAUCAUUUAGUUGAUCUCUCACAGUCAACAUGGAAGUGUAGUUACAGAACAGUAGCAAGAAAAACAUAUGGCUGCAGGUCAUAGCCCUGCCCUUGAGCAACGCAAGCCUGUGUGGCAGAUAACAUGGUAGCUGAUGUAGCUUUGUGGAAGUAUGUAUACUUGUAUUUGGUGUUAGCUAGUUGAGCUCUCUUGUUAUGCCAUCCGUAGGAUGUUUUUCACAGCUUUCAACUGCUUUGCAUACCCUGUACAAGAGAAGCUGUAUUCAGUUACAAAGCCCUCCUUGUAAAUUUCAGUGAGGAAAAUGAAACUCUUUUUCCUACCCUUUUAA
Messenger RNA from Phragmites australis (common reed), 2113 nucleotides. RefSeq names its product protein DETOXIFICATION 44, chloroplastic-like. Bases 130 to 1758 code for a protein of 542 amino acids. NCBI's taxonomy places the organism in Eukaryota, Viridiplantae, Streptophyta, Magnoliopsida, Poales, Poaceae. Gene Ontology annotation, cellular component: membrane. Gene Ontology annotation, molecular function: xenobiotic transmembrane transporter activity; antiporter activity. The record is from RefSeq and is a predicted model, not a curated record. Gene Ontology annotation, biological process: transmembrane transport. The transcript is spliced from 12 exons.